Molecule: messenger RNA, 5204 nt
Organism: Entelurus aequoreus (snake pipefish)
Lineage: Eukaryota; Metazoa; Chordata; Actinopteri; Syngnathiformes; Syngnathidae
Exons: 12
Coding region: 644-2245 (533 amino acids)
Biological process (GO): B cell receptor signaling pathway; intracellular signal transduction; T cell receptor signaling pathway
Cellular component (GO): plasma membrane; membrane raft
Source: RefSeq, a predicted model, not a curated record
UGGAGGCUGAGCAGGGAGGAAGGAGGCGAGCCCCUUUCUCUUUGCGCGUCAGCAUCCCUUCAAAUUGCUGCUGUCACUUUCCAGCUGCAGACACGGACGACUGUGAAGCAAAAAAAAAUAUUCUAAACAAAUGUUGCUAUUUUAACCUAGCGGCUCCUUUUUCCCCCUGACGACAAGCAUGUUUAACGAAGGGGGGCUGGAGCCUGGCCAGGAAGAAUAGCCUAGCGAUGUUCAAGGCAUCUUGUCCCAGGAGUUGACAUCCUCAAAGCUGGCUUCGAGACACAGAAAUGCUCCUUUAAGACACCAGCAGGUCGAAUGACAAGAAAAUGGAUGGAUGGAUUGAAGAUGCAAGUAAAGUGCGUUUGUUCAGCAACUCUGGUGUCGGCCAUUGUUUGAAACUCAUCACACAACGCAGAGAGGAAAUUACCACCGGUUACAUUUGGUGCCGUGACCCGGAUGAGAGUGAGGUUUAAGGGGGUGCCUCGCAGGCUUGUUUCUAAUUCAGGAGGACCCAGGUACGAGUCCCGGGCAGAAUGGAAGCAGUGGCUGGACCAGACUGUACUGUUUUCCUGAGCUGAGGGUUUUGGUGUGGCAGAGUUUGAGCUCGAGUGGAAGUGAGUGGGCGUGAGAGGAAGCGUGUGUCAUGGCUGACAGCGAAGGGACAAACCUCGAGGACCCUCCCUACAAAAACCUGCUGCUCCUGGGGGCCAUCGCAGCAGCGUCGGCCUUUGUGGUCACCAUCCUCAUCGUGCUCGUCUGCGUGGGCUGUCAAAGAAAAAGCAAGAGCAAGCAUCCCUCGGCUGGAGAGAAAGGGACAUCUGUAAAUAUGCAGGGUACCCUUCGACAUCCUAAACUGAACUCCAUGAGCAAAUCGGAUACCAGGCUGCAUGAGAUCAAUCGCUUUCCCUGCAAUGGAAACUUCGUUAGUAAGAGCCGCCCAGCCAGCAUGGACCUCCUGCUCCUCCACAGUCGGCGCUCCCAGACCGACGUGGGACCCUCCCAAGGGCGCCAGCUUCCACAAAUCCCCACUAGUCCUCAAGGGUCCAGCCAAGGGGCAGAAGGGGACAUUGGAGGCGAUGGGGGAGUAGUCGAGACCAGAGACCACACCUACACUGAGGUGGGCUUGAGGAAUAAUCCAACUCCGACCCACGGCCUGGACGACGGGCUGUAUGAGAGCGUCAGUGUUCGGGAAGGUGACAAAGCACCCAUUGCUCCAACGCCGCCAUCAACUAACACCCAAGCCUCCACCAGGGCUGCCCAAAGCCCGCCUGCUCAGGCCAACGGAGCCCGCAAUGGCAAUGGAAAUGGUGGCAGAGGGAAUGGCGCCAUUAUUAAUGCAACGGCUGGGCGAAGUAACGGGGGAAGUGGGGUUAACAGGUCCCCCCUGACCUCUGUCAACUCCUUGGCCAUCCAAGAACCAAACGCAGCAGACUAUGCUUCAAUACGCAAGUUCAGAAAGGUUGACAAGACAAACAGGAAGGAAAAUAACGGGGCCGACAGUCAGUCAGACAGCCAAUCCAGCGUGAGCGAUUCCCCCUCGGCAGCUCCUCCGCAACUACAUCGCUGUCAGGAGGGUCCACGCAAGACCCCGGAGCCGUUUCACCUGCCCUCCUUCCCAAAGGAGCCAGUGUUCAUGGGCAAUGGCGAGCAGUAUAUCUGGAAGCCACCGGAGGAGGACGAGAUCAUCACCUUGCACCCGCCUCCACACCACAUAGAGAACGGACAGGGUCACCCGUUGCCCCCGACUGCAAAAGAGAUCGCAGACACCUAUUCCAUCGUGUGCAAAACCCAGAAGAAAAGACCCCCCAUGGAGAACAAUGGGGCAAAGACUCUGCCACGCUCAUUCGGUGGGGACAAAGGAAAAGGUCGGGGCAGAGGAGUCCAGGCCCAGGCGCGGUCCCAGGAGGAGCCGUGCUAUCAGCCGUCGGGAGACAGGUCCUGGCCGGAGUACGCAGCGGCCGAACCUGACCCGGCGUAUGCCACCAUUGACAGCCAUCGUAAGCGUGAGCCGGCGGGCGCCAGUAACAGCGCAGCCAGUGGUGCUGCCACGCUUAAGAGGAAAAAGCAGCAGACACCAUCAGCUGCACCUCAGGGCUCGGCAUCCAACCCUCUGCCUGUCAGAGGCCUGCCUGGGGGAGAUAACUUCUACGAGACCAUCAGUGAUGUGAAAGGAGGCAACAGCUCCAGCACCACCACCAUUUUCACCUUCAAUGACGGGAUGGAGAUGUAUGUCACAGGCUUGUAGCUGGCUGAGGUCACUUCCUUUGAACCGAUGUCUUCUUCAGACGGACAAAGUGACGAUCAAAUGUGUUGACAUCAGGUACAAACAGGGUUUUAAUCCAGGUUCAGACUUACCUUCACUCGUCUGUAGUUCAGAUCCCCCCUCAGCCCUGCAAGGACAAAGAUUUUCAAGCAAACAAACACAAAUUGAACUGGAAUAUACAUCUUUAAAAAUAUUGCAUCACUGACCUUACUCAUGUUUUUGUGAGUCAUCAUUUUCCAUCAUAUCUUUAUUUUUGUAUGAACAAUGUUUCUUUGGUGUGGUGUGUCUCACAACUUAAGCACAUUUUGAAUACAACAUAUGUAUAGGAAAUGUACAUGCAUGCAUUGUGCGAGCCACAGAGAGCUGCAGUUUACAGUACGAUGCAGGCUAGAAGAUGUAAUAUAAGCAGAUGGAUGUCACAGAGAUUUUUUCGGAGCUCAGCUUAACCUAAGCAAACAUCAGAAACAGGUUCCCUAUGCACACUGACCUGUUGCCUGGCAGGGAGCGUAGAGAUGUUUUGUUCAAACAAAACUAGGCCUGCUCAAACUCAAAUGUAUAUGAAGGCCACUGUCCCCAUUUCACAAAGCACCAUCGAUGUGCCCUAAACGUACUAAGUCAUCAAUGGCCGCCCCCAGCUGUGUUUGUGUUGGUCAUCCUCAAGAUAAUCAUUAGAUCAGCUCAGAUUUGACUUUGUAUUGCUGGAGGCAUGAUGCCACAUCUUACACACACACAUGUGCACACACACACACACACACACACACACACACACACGCACACACACACACACACACACAUUCAUGCAUGCUUGGCAGAGUUUUACAAGGUAAAGUCAUCCGGUCAGAGUGUUGGGCAAGAGUGAUACGGGUGACAGAUUUCACAAUGCAAGAUUGUGUCCGCCGUGUAAGAGAGAUACCUGCUUCCUUUUAAAGUACAACAAAAGAACACAAUAUUUAAUCCCUCUUUCCUUUAUUGCAGGGAUAUUCAACUAAUUUAUUUUAGGGGACACAUUUCCAGAAAGCUAAGGACCGGGGGGCCGGACUUUUCCCUUCACUCUUAUUUUAGUUACAAGAGCACUCUGCUGUUUUUAAGGACCUUCUGCCCAAAAGCUAGUCAAAGGUCAUUUAUGACAGCAUUUUAAGAAUCUGCUGCAAAAUUUGAGUGUCUUACAAGUUUUUUUAAUUGACACACAAGUUGAAUAGCCCAAAUGAUGAAAAAGAGAUGACCUAAAAUGGAACCUUGAGGAACACCACUAGUAUAAUAACUAAAGAAGUUGAACCAAUGACUACUGACUGCAUCUGAAGUAAACAAGCUACAGCGACACCUUAGUUACAGGAAUCACAUUACGAAAACAAAGUUGCAACUUCCAAAAAGGAGAGUACUUAAAGGGGUGCCUUGAGGAACGCCUCAGUUCUGUAAAUCACAAGUUCGGACCCCAGUGUUCUAUGUUUGCUAGCAAGGUUAAACUGUCAAUGCGAGGAUCUGCCAAUGUGGUCCAAGUUCCUUUGUACAACAUGAGCUCUGUAGUCUUUUUAGGAAUUUGCUGCACAAUUGUUUGUCUCCCACUGAAUCCGAGGGCCAGUGGUGUCAUUUUCGGGCCACGAGUCGAAUUGCUAUGCUUUAAAUGCUAUUUUAUGAUCAUUGUACUGUUGCACUAGAUAUAACUGCAGGAACGUCUGUCUUUAUUAUUCCUAUUCAUGUGCUGCGUUUGUUAUUUGGUUUGCUAGCAGGCUCCAAGUCAAAAGCUUCAUUGUUCUUGAGGCAUUCGUUUGCUCGUUGGAAUAGCAACAAGAAGUUUGGAAAAAACCACCGUGGAGUGUCCUUUGGACAAUUGCACCUCGCCCUGCACUCCUCAGCUAAAUCUUUUUCAUGUAGCCUUGGGGAGCAUUAAAAUGGUGGACAAAACACAACUGUAUGCGUGUAAUAAAAGGUUCUAAGGCUAUAGGGUGAUGAAUGAUCUCACUGUGAGGGAACCAAGCAGUUGUUGAGAAGGUCAGUAGCAUACAGUGUGAGAAGGUACGUCAAAGCAAAUGCACAAAUGUAUUUACUUGCACUCUUCUUUUUUUUUCUCUCUGCUUUUGGACAAUGAAUAGCUCAUGCCACUGCCAUGAAACUAUAGUCUGUGUUGGUGCAAUUUCUCCUGCUUGAUCCAAAAAGUGCAUGCAUGAAUAUAUGGAGAUAAAACAAAUAUUGUGGUACUUUAUUGAUCUCUUGUUUGUAAGUCUUAUGUUGUACUUUUUUUGCCAUGUAAUGCACAACAGCAUUUUCCUCCCCCAAAGCAGUGACGAGGAGGAGUUGAGGGCUUGGUGUUUAUCCUAUAAGUAAUAGAUGGAAGUGGGAUGUGGAUCACUGCAAAUGGACAGACCAGGCCGACUCCGCUCCUCCUCCUGAAGUGUGCUGCUGCAACGUUAGUGAGCCAUGUGCAUUUCCAGUCAAGGGGAGGAAGCACAUUUUCACCUCUGCUCCCUCCUCCAGUUGUGUUCACUCCCCAAUAACGGACACACAGCUCACUUUUCCCUGCUGAAGAGGAGCUUUUUUAUUUUGAUGUCCACUUCUGAGGGACUAUGGGGGCGAACCAGGCCCAGUCUGUAGCAGCAACGCAACGUUGGCCUAUCUACUGUCUGAUACGGGAAAAUCACGUUGAAUCCUUUUCUCCUUUAUCCUGAAACCAAGCACUGAUGCUAAUAGUUGGACAUUGCUGCACAAAUACAGUAUGAAUAUGUAAAUGUGUAAAAUACUGCGCUGCUGUUCUGAUGUUGUCACAGUGUAAUAUAGAGUAUGCAGUAUAUUUGUCAGGGGGAAUAAUGUUUAUCACAUUUGUGGAUGAAAAAUGUUUCCUGCUUUAAUGCACUUACAUAUGUUUUUUUUGUUGUUGUUAAUUAUCUUCAGAUAUUAAUAUGGGCCAAUACUGCUGUGACAGUGGUACUUAAAGCACAGGGUUUAG